Myodes glareolus (Bank vole) is the source of this 2882-nucleotide messenger RNA. Lineage: Eukaryota; Metazoa; Chordata; Mammalia; Rodentia; Cricetidae. The record is from RefSeq and is a predicted model, not a curated record.
UUUGUUGUGGUGGUGGUGGUGGUGGUUUUUUUGUUUGUUUGUUUUGCUUUGCUUUUUGUUUGUUUAGUUUCUUUCCCUGUCCUUCUAACACUGUUGGCUCUUUCCUCUUUUUAAUCUACUAGCGCUGCUACCUCCAAAAGACACAUUUUGAAAAAUAGAAAUGGACUGAGAAAUGGCUCAGUAGAUAAAAUGCUUGAUAUGCAAAAGUCUAUGUUGUAACCCCAAAACCCACUUUUAAAAAAAGAAAAAGGUGCUGUGCCUGAUGGGAAACUUCCUAGAGCUCAUUGGCCAGCCAAAGUAGCUAAAUCCUUGGCUCCAAGUUCAGUGAGAGAUUGGGGGUUGGGAGAACCAACAGUACAGCCACGUGACAAACGUCUUUUAAAAUAAGGUUGGGCCUUAAGUCAGUAAAAAGAGUUGACAUCUAGAGUUCUGUGCUAGGAAUCCAAAUGGUGGAUGGAGAGUGUUAAACCCAGGUCACCGAGUGUCAUUGUGUCCCCCCCCUCCCCCAGCCCAAACUACCUGGAGACCGAGUCCCAUAUGCAAAAACAAAGAGCCAUUAUUCUUAUGCAAGUUUGCAAACUUGGUCUCUCUGUGUGUUUAACGUAUUGGAGUGAUCCGAAAGCCCUGAGCUCAGAGUUGGGUUUUUAUAGUAACAAAGGUGGGGGUGAGGGAUUUCUAAGAUUCAGAACCCCUGAUUGGCUGACAUUUGUCUAGGGGUGUUCUAGUGAAAAGCGAUGGGUAUGUGCUGGCAGGUGGUCCUAUCUACGGUGGUUGGUUGGAGCCUAAGGAAUUUCCUGGGUGGUCUCAGUUUGUGGUGUUUCUCUGAACCAGGUAUUGCCUCGGGGUAAACUACUGACUCUGACCUCUAUUGAGCUUGUCACGGCUGGGUCCUAUAGAGAGAACCGACAGCAGCUCACUAAAGUUUUUUGACUUUGUUGCAAAAGAAGGUCAAAGUUUAACUUUUCUCCAGCGAACAAGCUUACAGAUUUAUGUCACUCCAAGAAGUAAACAAACAUGCAGUUCUUCCUCCCAUCAUUAGUAGAAGUGACAAGGAGUUUUUGGAAAGCAUGCAAAGAUACAUAAUUACAGAAACCAAGAAAGUGGGCUGCAACGAGGAAGGACCUGCUGAGGAGUAUUACACCAUAUACCGAAAUGUUUUUGAUAAGAUAAUAGACUAUGUCAAUUCAUACAAGUCCAUUCUUACUUCAAUCAAAAAAGAAUAUGAUGCCUUUAUUGAGACAAUAAAGAAAGGCCGAAGAACUGCUUUUUAUCUUCAUGGGAAACUUAAAGUAAUGGCAGCAGAGCCCACAGCACUGGUGUAUCACCAGAGAAGAGCCAUCCAACUUGAAGCAAAAGUGAGGAUUAUUGAAAAUAAUUCCAAAGUGAUUCAGUCGCAAAUAGAGGAGAUGAAACAGCUGAGGGCAGAGUAUGACAAGAAGGAGGUGAAGCUCUGUGCUUCCACCAGGCAGCUCUGGAGACCCAUCCCAGGGAUGACUCUUCAAGAUUCUGUCAAUCUGGAUGCUCUCAAUAAAUAUAAGCAGCAUCUUGAAGAUAAAUAUAUAAAGUGUAAGCAAGAUAUGUCAACACAGUAUGUACCAGCCCAAAAGAAGACUGACCUGGAUGAAGAAAUGAUUGUGUUACUGAAACGCCGAGAUUUAGCUGAAAGUCUGAACAAAGACCUGCAGUUUCGCCAUCAAAGAAUGCAGGUUAUUUCACACAUACUUACUUCAUGGCUGAAGCAUAACUUGAGAAUCCCAUUUGAAGACAUCUUGGAGAAAAUUCAGAAAACCAAAGCAGUCUUCGGUAAUGAAAGCAUUAUUGAUGAGCUGUUUGAAGAUGACCCAAGCAAAACGAAAGAAGCUAUAAUUAUUCUUUACUACAUUGAAAGGUUCAAUGAAUUAAUCUCCCUUGGCGAAUAUGAGAAGGCAGCUUCUUUUGCAGCAAACAGUCCAAGAAGAAUUCUUCAAAAUAUUGGUACAAUGAAUAAAUUUAAGGCUGUUGGAAAAAUUAGAGGAAAACCUCUCCCAUUACUCUUGUUUUUUGAGGCUAUAUUUAGCACAAGUCAGGCCUUCAAACGCCCUAUUAAUGCUGACCUAACCGUGGAGGGAAUCAAAUGUGGACUAUCUGAAAAACGGCUUGAUUUAGUUACCCAUUGGGUCACCCAGGAAAAGCUGACAUUUUCUGAGAAGGCUGGGGAUAUUGUUUUUGCUUAUGGGGAGCAGAACACAUACCACAGGCCUAACUGCUUGGCUUUAGCUCAGAUUAUCUACAAUGAAUGUGGUUUACACAAGAAAGCUCUUCUUUGCCUGUGUAAACAGGGUCAGAUUCAUGAGGCUGUGGAACAGAUGCAACAGUUCAAGGACUUCACCUUUGAUGACCUGAUAAACCUAAUAACAGCGUGUCCCCAAGCUGAGUUAGUUAAAUGUCUUACUCAAGAAAGGGAUGGAAAACCACCAUUUUUAUCUUUUGCGCUUGCUGUGCUUCAUCUGUUUUCUGUGGACAUGAAAAAAGUUGGUAUUAAGCUGCUUCAGGACGUCAGUAAAGGUGGAAAAGAUGAAAUAGAGCAUCUUGUGAUGGGCGAUUCAUUUUGCUCCUUAGAAAAAUGGCAAGAUAUGGCAAAUAUCUGUUUACAGAAUGGUUUUGAAAAUUUGUCUAAUGACAUCAUGUCCAUUCUUCGAUCCCAGGCUGGAGUUUCAGAAAUUUCUGAAGAUGAUUCCACGAACUUAAUGGAACAUGUUUUUUGGUAGUUCUACAUUUUAUCCAGCUGAGGGCGCUUGUACAACAUUUUAUAGACUUUGGCUGGGUGAACUGGUUUUAGCAUAGUUAACAUAAAUAAAUGUUAAGUAUAAUGCUCUCAGCAAUAAAUGACACUUCCAUUAUGA